Lycium barbarum (goji berry) is the source of this 1411-nucleotide messenger RNA. RefSeq lists its product as uncharacterized. Bases 124 to 1182 code for a protein of 352 amino acids. Gene Ontology annotation, molecular function: phosphatidic acid binding. NCBI's taxonomy places the organism in Eukaryota, Viridiplantae, Streptophyta, Magnoliopsida, Solanales, Solanaceae. The transcript has 2 exons. The record is from RefSeq and is a predicted model, not a curated record.
CACGACGCCGUUUAGUCCCUAUAUCGAAGUUAAUGCCACGAGCCUAAGAUAUAGGGAGAGAUUUGCUCCUUAGAAUAUCAGAUCAAGAUCUGAAUCAAGAAUCUUGAAUUUUCAGCAAUCAAAAUGUCUUACUACCCAAAAGGCUACCACGGCGAAGACGACGAAGGCGCUGUGUUCGAGGAGUACGAUUCAACACCUUAUGGUGGUGGAUACGACAUUGCUUUGACUUAUGGUCGUCCACUUCCCCCAUCUGAUGAAACUUGUUAUCAACCUUCAUCAGCUUCUGAUGAAUUCGAUUAUGAUCGUCCUCAGUACUCUUCUUAUGCUGAGCCUUCUGCUUAUGGUGAAGAAGCUCUUGAUAAUGAGUAUCAGAGUUAUUCCAGGCCUAAGCCUCGGCCCACACCUUCUUAUCAGCGUCCAUCUGAGGUAACUUAUGAGGAGCCUCAGGCUAAUUAUGGGUUUCAGCCUAGUGUGAAUCGACCUGGUGGCGGCGGGUAUGGUGGAGAAACUGAAUAUGAAGAGCCCAAACCCCAAUAUGGAUCUGGGUAUGGAAGAAAGAGUGAGUUUGAAGAACCGACACCCCAGUAUGGAUCUGGGUAUGGAAGAAAGAGUGAAUAUGAAGAGCCUACACCCCAGUAUGGAUCUGGGUAUGGAAGAAAGAGUGAGUUUGAAGAACCGACACCCCAGUAUGGAUCUGGGUAUGGAAGAAAGAGUGAAUAUGAAGAGCCUACACCCGAAUAUGGAUCUGGGUAUGGCCGAAAAAGUGAGUAUGAAGAGCCCAAACCCGAAUAUGAGAGGACGAGUGAAUAUGUAGAAUAUGUAGAACCUACUCAUCAGUAUGGGAGGAAGAGUGAAUAUGAGGAGCCAAGUUCGGAGUACGGGUCGGGUUAUGGGGUUAGACCAGAAGGAUAUGGGAGGAAGCCAAGUUACGGGCAGGAGGAAGGGGAGAGGCCAAGUUAUGGGCGUCCAAGCUACCAGACUGAGGAGGUGGAAGGGUAUGAGAGGCCUCGUUAUGGUAGGUCUGAGGAGGAGGAUUAUAGGAAGCCUAGCUAUGAGAGACGUGGUGAUGAUGAUGAGGGCUAUGGUCGCAAGAAAUAUGGUGAUGAUGACAACUCCGAUGAUGAUGAGGAGAAGGAACGUCGCCGCCGCCACCACCACCAUCGCAAGCACUAUGAUGAUUGAGCAGUGUGCUAUAUAAUCAUCUGAACGAGAUUCAUGCCAUACUAAAAACUAUCACUACUAAAUAAAAGUUGGCAUGUUUGUGCAAUGCUUUUUGCGAGUGUUUGCUAUUUUGGCACUUCGCUGGACUUUCUAGUUAUUUGUGUGAUGUAUUUUGCUCUUACUUCAAACAAUAUCCCAGACAUUUGUCAGGGUUAGUAUGUCAUGAAUGCAUAAAACUUUGUGAUCGUUA